Oppia nitens is the source of this 1044-nucleotide messenger RNA. RefSeq names its product steroid 17-alpha-hydroxylase/17,20 lyase-like. The transcript has 3 exons. Bases 1 to 1044 code for a protein of 347 amino acids. Gene Ontology annotation, molecular function: heme binding; oxidoreductase activity, acting on paired donors, with incorporation or reduction of molecular oxygen; monooxygenase activity. Lineage: Eukaryota; Metazoa; Arthropoda; Arachnida; Sarcoptiformes; Oppiidae. The record is from RefSeq and is a predicted model, not a curated record.
AUGUUGGACAGUAUGGGUCCCGACAAACCAUUUAAUCCGAUUGAAUAUAUUUAUCUAACGUUUCUCAAUAUAAUUGCCAGCAGUGUAUUUGGACAAAGUUACACAUUAGACGACCCGGAAUUUCGUCAAAUCAAAUAUACAUUCUAUGAUCUGGAGUUCGAAACCGGCAAUUGUUUUGUUUUGUGGGAAUGGGCGCCAAUAUUUCGUUGGCUGUAUAGACCGGAUCUAUUCAACAAAUAUAAGCGCCAUUUUGUUAGUUUACGUCAACUAAUACAACAAAAAUUUCUGGACCAUCGACACGAUUAUCAACCAGAUAUUGAACGAGACUUUUGCGAUGCACUGAUAGCCACUGCCGAUGAAGCCGUACGUCAAUCAAAAGAGUCGGCACCCUAUCUGACGGAUGCAAACCUAUCGAUGACUGUAUUCGAUGUAUUCUUUGCCGGUGUCGACACCUCUCAGAUAACAUUUCAAUGGCUGCUACUGUUGUUGGCCUACUAUCCUGAUGUACAGCAACGGGUACGCCAGGAAAUCGAUAGGAUUAUUGGCGACCAUUUGCCCGGACAUGUGGAUCGCGACCGGUGUCACUAUACUAUGGCAGUCAUAUCGGAAACGUUACGCUACAGAAAUGCGGCCCCGUUUGGUGUAUCGCAUAAAACUAUGGUCACCACUAAACUAGGCCAAUAUACUGUUCCCAAAAAUACAGCAAUUGGCGUAUUUCAAGGCUAUAUACUAAGUAACGAUAGCGACAAACAUUGGUCGGGCGGCAACGGUAUGGACUUCAGGCCCGACCGAUUCAUUGACAGCGACGGCAAAUACAUACAGAAACGUUUUCAAUCGUUCAUACCGUUUGGUUUGGGUCGUCGGGUAUGUCUGGGCGAACGGCUGGCCUAUGCCGACCUGUUUCUGGUAUUAGUACGACUCAUACAGCGUACCCGUAACUAUGAUAUUGUAUUGGACAGUCAUCAGGGUCUCGACCCUAACCAUGAUAUACGUGAUGUGGUCACACCCAAUCAGUUCAAUAUUGUUUUGAAAACUAAACUGUAA